UGUGUCCAUGGAUAAGUGUGAACAUGGCGGUUCCGUGGAGGCACUGUUGGAGAUGGAGUUCAAGCUCUUAUGGCAUAAGUUUACUAGAGACAAUAUGUAUUCCUAACAGGCUGACGGCCGCGUAUGCUGCGUCGUCGCUCCGAGGAACAUGUUCCCUGUCUAGCUCUGGAAACCAGGGUAGUUCAACAACCAGGCCUGUUUACAUGAAUCAACAAAACAAUUCAGCUUUGACAAGGCAAAAAUCAAGACUGCUGAACCCCACACCAAACCUUCUCUGCUGUCAGAGAAUACACAGUGAUGCUAAGCUAAAGGAUCCAUUCACACUAGCCCAAAAAGACUUGAAUCAUUUAUACGACGACAUCAAGAAGGAGCUCUUUGUGUCUAAAAUAGAGCUUAGGUCCCUGUGUGAUUACUACUUUGACGGGAAGGGCAAGGCCUUCCGACCCAUGAUAGUAGUGCUAAUGGCUCGGGCAUGCAACCUCCAUAGCCACAAGGACGGAGAUCUCCUGCCCGGACAGAGGUCGAUAGCCAUGAUCUCGGAGAUGAUCCACACGGCCAGCCUGGUCCACGAUGACGUCAUCGACGGCUCGGACAAGCGGCGGGGCAAGACCACCAUCAACGAAGUGUGGGGUGAGAGGAAGGCUAUAUUAGCUGGAGACUUUAUCCUGUCUGCAGCCUCCAUGGCUCUGGCCCGUAUAGGAAACAACACAGUGGUGUCUGUUCUGUCGCAGGUUAUAGAGGACCUGGUACGAGGUGAAUUCAUGCAGCUAGGCUCCAAGGAAAACGAGAACGAGAGAUUCAAGCACUACCUCGACAAAACCUUCAAGAAGACCGCGAGUCUUAUCGCAAACAGCUGUAAAGCAGUAUCCAUUCUGGUAAACUCUGACCCCGAAAUCCAUGAAAUAGCCUUCCAGUAUGGUCGCAACGUUGGAAUCGCAUUUCAGUUGGUGGAUGAUGUGCUGGACUUCACAUCAAGUGCUAGCCAGUUAGGAAAGCCCUCCGCUACAGACCUCAAGCUGGGCUUGGCCACUGGACCAGUUCUAUUUGCUUGUCAACAGUUCCCAGAGCUGCACGCCAUGAUCAUGAGGAGGUUCAGCACCAGUGGAGACGUGGAUCGGGCCUGGCAGUACGUCCUGCAGAGUGACGGUGUGGAGCAGACCAGCUACCUGGCCCAGCGCUACUGCCAGGAGGCCAUCCGCCAGGUCAGCAUGCUGAGGCCCUCCCCAGAGAGAGACGCCCUCAUCCGCCUCACAGAGCUGGUGCUCACCCGGGACAAGUGAGGCCCUGCGCCCAGGGCUUCACCUCAGGCAGCUACCUGUGGCAGGCAGCCCCCCGCCCCCACCACCACCACCACCACCAGGAGGAGACGGCGCUUCAGAGCAGUGGUCUUCAGCCCUGGUCCCCAGGGCCCACUGUCCUGAAUGCUUUAGAAGAUGUUUCCCUGCUCCAACACACCUGGUCCAAAUGAAUAGGAUGUUGUCAGGCUUGAUUAACGACGUUUUAUUUGAAUCAGGUGUGUCGGUAGAGGGAAACAUCUAGAACAUGCAGGGCAGGGGGUCCUGAGGACCAGUGUUGAGAAAGGCUGAUCCAGGGAAGAGGAGGAUAUGAGGUCACCGGUUCCGUAAAACAAUUAAGAAUUAAGUUUCUGAAAGACUUAACGCGUGCAGGUUGUCUUGCACAACCAUCGUGCGAUCUUUGAUUCGACGUUUGAACGACGCGACUGUGAAUUCAGCUCUGAUCGAUCGGUUACUUCACAUCACUUACUCCACUUCUCCCUCUCUCCUCCUGUCCAGCAGGUGUCACUGACAACACUUUAUACUCUGUUGUUUCCAGGAAAACCAGGAGACUCCCAUGUUUGUCACAUCUAGGAAGGGAGCCCCACUUAUUUUCAAUUAGAUUCAAUUACCAACACCUCAAACACGAUUUUUAAAAAUAAUUUAAUGAAUCCUAUAACACUGCUGAGAAGUUUAGCCUCUGGUCACUGGAGCACAUGGAGGGGAGGGGGGGAAGGGACAUUGUUUCAUUAUGUUAUUAUCACUGUAUACAGUACUGUAAAACAAAAAGGCAAUGGUCUGUACCUCAAUCUAGCGUACUUCUCUCUCAUUGAGGGUUGAUUUUAUUACAGGCUAGGUUUGGGGCAGGCUAGGCACUGUAGAAUUAUUGUAAUUCCAGAUAAGUUGGAAAACAGAGUAUCGUUGUGUCGUUUAGGUGUUUGAUGGAUCUGUGUUAAGUUAUUAUACAUGAGCCGUCCUCACCAUACAGGCCAAAUGUCAUGGUGCUCAUUAACAACCGAGGCCUUAACAUCCACAAAUGAACACAUACUCAAAUAAUUAAAAAAAUGUAUUUUUUAAGUCAAGCCUUACCCUGUCUUUUAAUGUGCACGGACCACCCCACAUUAUUCAUAGAAUGGUUUAUUAUAAAAGACUGUACAUUAAUUUUUUCAAUUAACAUAUUAUAUAUACAAAUUAAGGGCAGAGAGAGAAAGACGAGUAUUCAACAUUUUCACCUGUGAAACUGAGCAGGAACACUUCUAUACCUUUGAUAUAACAAAGCACACAGACAGAAGUUUCAAGGCAUUGGCAGCAAUAUCCUGAAAAGGGUCAACAUUGAUGAGCGCAGUUAAUCCUGUGUCGCAUGAGUCCAUUCAGGGAAGACUAUCAGGAAUGAGGAAA
Molecule: messenger RNA, 2672 nt
Organism: Hypomesus transpacificus
Lineage: Eukaryota; Metazoa; Chordata; Actinopteri; Osmeriformes; Osmeridae
Gene: pdss1
Product: prenyl (decaprenyl) diphosphate synthase, subunit 1
Exons: 11
Coding region: 24-1280 (418 amino acids)
Biological process (GO): ubiquinone biosynthetic process; isoprenoid biosynthetic process
Cellular component (GO): mitochondrion; transferase complex
Molecular function (GO): prenyltransferase activity
Source: RefSeq, a predicted model, not a curated record